UAUGCUCCAGGUUUGGCGAAUGCACGUGACAAACAAGCAUCAUGGCGGCGCACAGAAAACCCAGCAAAGAAACGAAAUGUGUUGAGUAAGUAGCAAGCAAGUCAGUCACCUCCACAAGGUACGCUUAUGGACACUCACGGCAUGUAAAGAUAUCAAAGAGAGAGUUAGUAGAGAGUAGUUUGCCAACCAGACUGGCUAUGUCGGUUUUGUUUAGAAAUGCCAACGGGUUGCUGUUGGACGCUUGUUCACUUGUCGAUCAGGGUGUCCAACUAUGUACUUCGGAGAGAAAAUCAGCCAGUGGAAAGUCGUAUUUUAAAUGUUGUUUUAAACAUGAGUGUUUUCAGAUUUUAAAGUCUCACGUUCGCGUUAAAGACUAUUGUACUGUGACCACAAACGACAGUGCCGUCUCGGACGCAGUGCUACAGAGGAGUGAGAAUAACACUUCAGUGGAUUGUAAACCGUCAAAGAAAAGAAAACGAAAACGCAAAGAUCUGAACCAAGGAGAAAUUGAUUCACUGGCCUUCCACCACAAGAUCAGGUUUGCCAUUUUGGAGGGGACCAAAUCCUUGGUGGAUGCUGGGCUCUCCUGUGGGUACCUGAGUGAGGCCAAAGAUGCUCAGGAGGAUCCCCUGCCUUCCCAGGAAUGUAACCUGGCAGCCUUGUGUGACAUGGCUAAAGAGCUCCCUCUAGUGAGUGAACAUGGAGAGGACCCAGUUCAGUUCAUUGGGUCUGAGGAUGGCUGCAGUACAACACACCUUGACCUGUUCACACGGAUCACAGAGAAUUGUAUGGACUGUGCCAUGGAGGUGACGCUGAUGGGAGAGAAUUACAUUAUCCCACCACGAUGUGCCUUCCUGCUCUCAGAUUUUGCCAGAAUGCAGCCCCUGGUUGGCUAUGGAAAGUUGUUCGACCUCAUUGUCCUGGAUCCUCCAUGGGAAAACAAGUCUGUCAAAAGGAGCGGCAGGUAUAGCUUUCUGCCCUCCUCCCAGCUCAAACGGCUCCCUGUCCCCCUGCUGACCUCCACGGGCUGUGUGGUGGUCACCUGGGUGACCAACAGGCCCAGCCACCUGCGCUUUGUCAGGGAUGAGCUGUACCCACACUGGGGCGUGGAGGUGCUGGCAGAGUGGUUCUGGGUCAAGGUCACCAGGUCAGGGGAAUAUGUGUUUCCACUGGACUCUCCACAUAAGAAGCCUUACGAGGUGUUGGUACUUGGUCGAUAUCGUGGGUGUGGACACCACUCACCCAGCUCUCUGAGGAAGACCGAGCUCCCUAUGGAGGAGCAGCGUGUGAUUGUCAGUGUCCCAUCAGCCCUACACUCCCAUAAACCUUCACUCUCAGAGGUGUUAAGGCCGUACGUGGGUGCUGACGCCCAGUGCCUGGAGCUGUUUGCCAGAAGCCUACAGCCAGGAUGGACCAGCUGGGGCAACGAGGUGAUCAAGUUUCAGCAUGUCAGUUAUUACACCAUGGAGCCCACAGACGAGCCCACAGACGAGCCCACAGACGAGCCCACAGACGAGCCCACAGACGAGCCCACAGACGAGCCCACAGACGAGCCCACAGACGAGCCCACAGACGAGCCCACAGACGAGCCCACAGACGAGCCCACAGACGAGCCCACAGACGAGCCCACAGACGAGCCCACAGACGAGCCCACAGACGAGCCCACAGACGAGCCCACAGACGAGCCCACAGACGAGCCCACAGACGAGCCCACAGACGAGCCCACAGACGAGCCCACAGACGAGCCCACAGACGAGCCCACAGACGAGCCCACAGACGAGCCCACAGACGAGCCCACAGACAAGCCUACAGAUACGACUACAUAAUCCUUACUUGAAGAGCCCUCUCCUCACUUCUCUCUACCUCCUCCAACACCGGACUAAUCAUCACAGUUUAAUAGCAUACCGUCAAAGCUUUCCACAUCAAAAUCCCAUUUCGUUUUCAUAAAGUCAAGGAGCCCCUGAAAUCUCUCCAUCUCCUUUGAUCUGUUAUUUUCUUUCAUUUGGGACUCUUGAUUUGUGUUUCUGGGUCGUAGUAUGUUGGGGGGUGGUGACUCACCGAGCCGGUGAUGCGAUGGAGGGUAGAUGAAAGUGCAUUGCUCCGGAGCUCAGAUCAAGGUUGAUGUUUCGAGCCGAAGCUAAUAGCGUAUAGCUCUGUUAUGUUCAGACACACAACUGUGUGUUACCUCAGAGCGGUGUGUUGUGCAUUGAUGAUUGAGCAUUGCUGGCAUAAUGUCUGGUUGAAUAAUUAUCGAAGUGUACGUACGUGGUUUUAUAUAUAAUGUGCUGAAAUGUGUUAGGUAAUGUGGAUCUAUUUAAAUCGAAGAGUUGAAUAAAGAAACCAAACUUUG
Molecule: messenger RNA, 2350 nt
Organism: Coregonus clupeaformis (lake whitefish)
Lineage: Eukaryota; Metazoa; Chordata; Actinopteri; Salmoniformes; Salmonidae
Gene: mettl4
Product: methyltransferase 4, N6-adenosine
Exons: 8
Coding region: 198-1826 (542 amino acids)
Cellular component (GO): RNA N6-methyladenosine methyltransferase complex; cytosol; nucleus
Molecular function (GO): nucleic acid binding; site-specific DNA-methyltransferase (adenine-specific) activity; RNA methyltransferase activity
Source: RefSeq, a predicted model, not a curated record